Cucumis sativus (cucumber) is the source of this 2337-nucleotide messenger RNA. Its product is annotated as putative receptor-like protein kinase At4g00960. Lineage: Eukaryota; Viridiplantae; Streptophyta; Magnoliopsida; Cucurbitales; Cucurbitaceae. Gene Ontology annotation, molecular function: protein kinase activity; ATP binding. Gene Ontology annotation, biological process: protein phosphorylation. The record is from RefSeq and is a predicted model, not a curated record. Bases 18 to 2159 code for a protein of 713 amino acids. The transcript has 6 exons.
UCAAGGUCGUCAUAGAGAUGGGAAGCUUGUGUUGUGAAACGCCUUUCUUCAUGGUCUUCUUUAUUCUCGUCCUCGUCGUCCAACACUCAAUGUUUCCCACAACCAAUUCUCAGCCAGACUUUACAUACCACAGCUGUUCCAACAAUGCCAACUACACCAACAACAGCCCUUUCAAGAAAAAUCUCCACAACGUACUUCUCUCCAUCUCUUCCAAAACCACCCAACUUGAUUACGGUUUGUUCUACAAUGCCACUUCUGGCGAAUAUCCUGAUCGAGCUACCGCUCUUGCUCUUUGCCGUGGAGGCGUUUCAUUAAAGCAAUGUAGAAGCUGUGUUUAUAACUCCACGCUGAGGAUUACUAAAGAUUGUCCAAAGCAGAGAGAAGCAGAGGGAUGGUACUCGGAUUGUCAAAUUCGUUACUCAAACAACUCUAUUUAUGGUGUCUUAGACACCACUAUCAAGUACGUGAGGUGGAACACUCAAAAAGCACUAAACCCACGUGGGUUCAAUAAGGUGCUGCGCAGUUUGUUUGAUGGGCUGGGGAGGGAGGCUGCGUCGGGGAGCUCUGUUCAGAAGUCGGCUUGGGGAGAUAAGAAGGUUCCAAGUUCAAACGUGGAUAUCGUAUAUGGAUUGGUUGAUUGUUUUCCUGAUUUGUCUUACUUGGAUUGUUUGGACUGCCUCAAUAGGCUUCAAAAUUUUCUUCGUACUUGUUGCAAUGACAGUAUGGGAGUUAGAAUAUUUGGAAUUAGUUGUCAACUCAAUUAUGACAAUACCCCCAUCUAUCCCUCACUUUUAUCUUCUCCUUCGCUUCCGCCGUCGCCAUUGCCAUCCUCAUCUCCGACACCAGCAGUAAACAGUAGCAGUACAGGUAGAAGUAGAAAUAAAAGUGUUGCAGUACUCGUUGUGGUGGCGAUAGUUCCUACUAUCAUUCUUCUUGUUGCCAUUUUCAUCAUUUUGAUAUUGAGGAAGCGAAAGCACAAAAGACCAUUAGACAACUUCGAAGGUGCAUCUCUUGAAGACACCGUUGCUGAAAUUAGCAGUGUGGAGAUGGUUCAAUUUGAUUUUGAUAGCAUUAAAGCCGCAACAAACAACUUCGCUAGUGAAAACAAGCUCGGACAGGGUGGGUUCGGAGUUGUUUAUAAGGGUAGGUUAGGUAUUGGACGACCUAUAGCUGUGAAGAGGCUUGCGAUCAAUUCACAACAAGGUGACCUUGAAUUCAAAAAUGAAGUUCUUUUGGUGCUCAAGCUUCAACACCGAAACUUGGUCAGGCUAUUGGGAUUCUGUUUGCAAGGAAGCGAAAGACUUCUCAUAUAUGAGUUUAUACCAAAUGGCAGCCUUGACAGCUUCAUAUUUGAUCUUGAGAAGCGGACACAAUUAGAUUGGAAAAGACGAUACAAGAUCAUAAAUGGCAUUGCACGAGGACUUCUUUACCUUCAUGAAGAUUCUCGCUUUCGAAUCAUACAUCGUGAUCUUAAAGCUAGCAAUAUUUUGUUGGACCAAGAAAUGAAUGCAAAGAUAGGAGAUUUUGGUAUGGCAAAAUUGUUCGACGUAGAUCAGACUCAAGGCAAUACAAAUAGAGUAGUUGGAACUUUUGGCUAUAUGGCUCCCGAGUAUGUAAAGCAAGGACAUUUCUCAGUAAAAUCAGAUGUUUUUAGCUUUGGUAUUUUGGUUCUUGAGAUUGUGAGUGGCAAAAAAAAUAAUAAUUCUCACUCGAGAGAACAUUCUGAAGAUCUUUCAAGCUUUGUAAGUAUAUCGAUCAUUUCAUUCUUAAACUCUCCUACAACGCUUGAAGCAACUAAAAACACACAGUAUUGUGAUUUUUUCUUAAAGGUGUGGACAAAUUGGAGGGCAGGAACAACUACAAAUGUCAUAGAUUCAACCCUUACGGUAGGUUCAAGGACUGAUAUGGAAAGAUGCAUUCAUAUUGGACUAUUGUGUAUUCAAGAAAAUGCAGUAGAUCGACCAACAAUGAAUUCAGUAGUUACAAUGCUAAGUAGUUCUUCUCUGAGUCUCCCUCUACCUCGUAAACCAGCAUUCUUCCUACAUAGUGCGACUACCAACAAUAACAUAGCAUCAGGGUCAGAUGGAAAUAGGCGUGGAAACCCCUCCAUUCAACCUUCAAUCAAUAACCUUUCAAUUACACAGAUCCAUCCUCGUUAAUUAGAUUAUUAUCUUUAACUUUAUGCAGAGUAUGUAAUUAUUUUGAAAGUUGCUUUUGAUUUUGAGGUUAAUGUAUUGUAGAUUAAGCAAAACAUUAAAUGUAAAUGAGCUAUUAUUCAAUAUGCAUUUUCUUUUUGUUGCUCAAUGAGCCACCAAAGGUAAGUAAAACAUUCUUUCA